AUGAGCGAUGUUCUAUCUCAAUAUAAAGGGUGCUCAGUCAGAGAUUUACCCACACCCAAUUUCGUUAUUAAUGAAGAAAAAUUUGAUAAGAAUUGUACGACAAUGUUGAACAACGUUGAAAAGCUCAGCCAGGAAUGUGGCGUACCAAUCAAAUUUCGUGCACACGUAAAAACGCAUAAGACAGCAAAGGGAACUUUGAAACAAUUGGGCCACGGACUUCCAUUGGCUAAACGCACUACAAGAGCCAUAUUAGUAUCAACUUUGAAAGAAGCAGAAGAACUUCUUAAUUAUCAAGAUAGACAAUGUUCGGAUUAUAUUGACGAUAUAACAUAUAGUUUACCCUGUUGCGUUCCAGAGUUUAUUCCUCUUUUGAGCAAUUUGUCAAGAAGGGUGAAUAAUUUUCAGGUUUUUGUUGAUAACAUUGAACACUUGGAGAAUUUAAAGAAUUUCGGUAGGCCUGCUUCCGGCAAGAAAUGGUCGGUUUUUAUCAAGGUUGAUAUGGGGACUAAGAGGGCAGGUCUUGCUUUCGACUCUCCAGAAUUUUUGAGUCUUUUAAAAAAACUGACUUCCUCAGAAAUUAAAGAAGUAAUUGAGCCAUAUGGGUUUUAUGCUCAUGCCGGACACAGCUACUCUUCAACCUCGAUCAACGACACUCAGAAUCUUUUGAUGGAAGAAGUGAAAGCAGUCAAUUCUGCCGCUAAAGUUUUGUGCUCUGUGGAUCCUCAGUUUGAUCCUUCUAAAUUAACACUUUCUGUGGGCGCUACUCCGACUUCCAAUUCUUUGAAACUCGAUAAUAAAAGUACCCUUGUUAAAUUCAUUACUACUCAAUUAGUUAGUACGCUUGAAAUCCACUGCGGUAAUUACUGCAUGUAUGACCUGCAACAGGUGGCAACAGGCUGUGUCCAAGAUCACGAAUUGUCUGGUUUUGUAUUAGGAACAGUACUAUCAUCUUACCCUUCUAGAGGUGAAUUGUUGAGUAAUACAGGUGUAAUGUGUCUAACGCGAGAAGCAUCCUCAAUAAAAGGGUUUGGAAUAUGUGCUGAUUUGGAACAUGUGUUAAAAUCCGAGAGUUUCAGUAGGGAAUGGUAUGUAGCAAGGGUCUCUCAAGAACACGGGAUACUGAGGCCAAUAAGAAACUGGAACGAAACUACUCCAUUAAAAUUAGGCAGCAAAAUUGCCGUCCUUCCUCAACACGCUUGUAUCACAAUGGGACAAUUUCCAUAUUAUUUCGUGGUAAACAGCGAAGGCAUUGUCAACGAUGUUUGGUUACCUUUUCAGAAAUGGUAA
Saccharomyces cerevisiae S288C is the source of this 1287-nucleotide messenger RNA. RefSeq names its product D-serine ammonia-lyase DSD1 (gene DSD1). Gene Ontology annotation, molecular function: D-serine ammonia-lyase activity. The record is from RefSeq and is marked reviewed. The transcript has a single exon. The coding region runs from base 1 to 1287 and encodes 428 amino acids. Lineage: Eukaryota; Fungi; Ascomycota; Saccharomycetes; Saccharomycetales; Saccharomycetaceae. Gene Ontology annotation, biological process: D-serine catabolic process.